UUGCGGUGGUUUUACCAAUCAUCCGGCGAAAAAAUGGAAAGUGUCAAGACAAAAGAAGGUCUUGACAAGAACAACAAGUAUGACAGACAACUAAGAUUAUGGGGUGACCAUGGACAAACUGCUCUUGAGACUGCACGAGUGUGCCUUAUAAACGCUACUGCCACUGGCACAGAAAUCCUCAAGAACCUGAUUCUACCAGGUAUUGGAUCUUUUACUGUUGUGGAUGGAAACAAAGUUCAAGGUGAAGAUGUAGGAAACAACUUUUUCUUGACAAAAGAAUCUAUAGGCCAGUCUCGAGCCAAGUUUGCUACAGAACUCCUGUCAGAGCUGAACAACGAUGUGUCUGGUGACUUUGUUGAGGAGACACCAGAAAACCUUCUUGAAAAUAACAAAGACUUUUUCAAGCAGUUCACAAUUGUUAUCGCAACAAAUCUUUGUGAAAGGACAUUGUUACGACUCGGUCAAUGUUUGUGGAGCAGUAGCAUCCCCUUGCUUGUGUGCCGUUGCUAUGGUUUCAUUGGCUACAUGAGGCUUGUUGUGCGGGAACACACAGUGGUAGAAUCUCAUCCGGACAGUAGUUUUGAAGACCUGAGGCUGGACCGGCCAUUCCCCGGUCUUGUAGAGUACCUAGACUCCAUCAAUAUGGACACUAUGAGCAAAAAGGAGCACUCACACACACCCUGGCUUGUGGUUCUCUAUAAACACCUACAGGCGUGGAAACAACAGCAUGGGGGAGAUAUGCCCAGGGUGUACAAGGAGAAGAACCAGCUGAAGGAACUGAUCAAACAAGGAAUUCGAACAAACGAGGAUGGCAUCCAAGAAGAAGAGGAAAAUUUUGACGAAGCUGUGAAAGCUGUAAACUCCGCCCUUACUCCCACCCGGAUUCCGUCACAUGUAGAUCAGCUUUUCAACUACCCAGAAUGUGUCAACUUACACACAGAGAGUUCCAAUUUUUGGGUUUUAGUCCGAGCAGUGAAAGAUUUCGUAGAAAAUGAAGGUCAAGGAGCAUUGCCUGUUAGGGGCAGUAUACCGGACAUGACAGCAGACUCUGAGCGGUACAUCGCCCUACAGCGCGUCUACCAUGACAAGGCAGAUAGGGAUACAGCUAUUGUGUCCCAACGCUGCCAUGAUCUGCUUCACUCCAUUGGACGGGACGAGCCGCUGAGUAUAUCGGCUAAACACAGAGCAAAGCCCUUUCACGGUGGUUCAAUAUCCGAGCAUGAGAUUAAAACAUUCUGUAAGAAUGCAGCAUUUCUACGACUUAUAAGAUGUAGAAGCCUGCAGGAGGAAUACUGCAUGGAAUCGGGCAAAAUCAGGGAUAUGGUCCAGCACAUGGAUGACGAGGAAUGCGAUGAUGUAGUGUACUAUGUUCUGUUACGGGCUGUUGACAGGUUCUAUGAGAAAUAUAACACUUACCCUGGCUGGUUCGCUAACCAGGUGGAGGCGGAUGUCGGCAAACUCAAGUCAUGUUUGACCAAACUUUGUCAAGACUGGGGUGUGACUUGUAACAUCAAAGACGACUUUGUCCAUGAAAUAUGUCGUUACGGAGCAUCAGAGCUCCACACGGUGUCAGCGUUUAUUGGUGGCUCGGCCGCUCAGGAAGCGAUCAAGGUCAUCACCCACCAGUUUAUUCCGUUCAACAAUACGUUCAUAUACAACGCCAUGAAACAAACUUCCGUCACAGUCGAAUUGUGAAACUAAAUGUCAACUGUGAUACUUUAUGUAUUGUUGUAUUUGUUGUUAGAUUGUUGGUCUUAGAUCGAAUGAUUUUUGGCUCUGAGAUGGAAACUUUGAUUUGGAUGGAAAAAAAAUCACUUUUCCACUGAGAAUAAACUGAAUUAUGAUAAUAUAUUUAAUGUCAUUCACUCAGUUUUGCCAAAAAUCGUUCUAUAAGGGACACAUAUACCGGUAUUAAGGUUUGCUUCCUAUGUAGCCAUUUGCUAUAGAAAAGUCUUGGGAGGAAACACAGCUUUUUAUUUCUAUAUACUUUUUUUGAGAAAUCAUGAUGUGAUUUGAUUAAGUUUGUAGCAAAUUAUACCCAAAACUAUUGCAUUAUGUAAAUGUGUUCUCUUGUUGUGUUGAUAAAAGGUACAGCUAUUUUAUAUUUUUGAAAAAGAAAUACUAUCAAUUGUUUUCUUGUUGUAAUGAUCAAAAAUGAUAGAAAACAGGGUUUCUAAGCAUUUUAUUAUUCUUGUGCCAGUAAUUUUUAAACUGUUUAUCGUAAGAAUUUUUUAUAAAGAGCGGGAAGUAUAAUAUAUAGAAUUUUAUGUUCAAAUAUGUGUUCGAAAAAUGGAAACAAGCCAAGUUUAAUUAAGUAAUUGUUCUUCAUGAUAUUAAAUUAUGUUGGUUAUUCCCUUGUGAUCUGAUUCAUUUAUGCUGCAAAAUAUAAAUAAGGGAGAAAAAGUAACACCUUAUGUUAAUUAUGAUAUCCUAUAGAAAUACAUGUGGAAUAUUUAUGGAAA
Molecule: messenger RNA, 2462 nt
Organism: Mya arenaria
Lineage: Eukaryota; Metazoa; Mollusca; Bivalvia; Myida; Myidae
Product: NEDD8-activating enzyme E1 regulatory subunit-like
Exons: 20
Coding region: 34-1695 (553 amino acids)
Biological process (GO): protein neddylation; DNA damage response; protein ubiquitination
Cellular component (GO): cytoplasm; nucleus
Molecular function (GO): ubiquitin activating enzyme activity; NEDD8 activating enzyme activity
Source: RefSeq, a predicted model, not a curated record